Fonsecaea multimorphosa CBS 102226 is the source of this 624-nucleotide messenger RNA. RefSeq lists its product as uncharacterized. The record is from RefSeq and is a predicted model, not a curated record. The transcript is spliced from 4 exons. Gene Ontology annotation, molecular function: RNA binding. Lineage: Eukaryota; Fungi; Ascomycota; Eurotiomycetes; Chaetothyriales; Herpotrichiellaceae. The coding region runs from base 1 to 624 and encodes 207 amino acids.
AUGCCUGACGAACAUGAUAUCAAAGAUGAACACAAAGAGAGCCAGGAAGAUGGUGGUGAGGAAGAAGAAGAAAUCGCAGCUAUGAAGAGGCGCGUCGCCGAGAUGGAGUCGGAAGCCGCUAAAUUGCGCGAGAUGCAAAGCCACCUUGAACAAUCCUCGGAGAAUACACCUAGGGAAGACCGGGAAGAUGUGGACGCUCGUAGCAUCUUUGUCGGCAACGUAGACUACGGCGCGACUCCCGAAGAGAUCCAAGCACACUUCGCCAGCGGGCCAGGGUCGAUAAACAGAGUCACCAUCCUCCUGGACAAGUUUACCGGUCAUCCAAAGGGGUAUGCAUAUGUGGAAUUCUCAGACCCAGGACUGGUGGCUCAAGCAUUGGUGCUGAAUGAAAGCGUCUUCCGUGGCCGCAAUCUCAAGGUUGUGCCAAAGCGUACAAACCUUCCGGGCAUGACUCGAGGCAGAGGAAGAGGAGGCCCAGCACGUGGUGCUCGAGGCGGCGGAUUUGGCGCACGAGGAGGCUUCGGUGGAGGGUACGGGGGAUUCGCUGGCGGUGGCUAUGGUGCUCCACGUGGUGCCCCUAGAGGCGGCUUCAGAGGGCGUGGCCGUGGAUAUGCCCCGUAUUGA